Messenger RNA from Anneissia japonica, 3546 nucleotides. RefSeq names its product mitochondrial fission process protein 1-like. NCBI's taxonomy places the organism in Eukaryota, Metazoa, Echinodermata, Crinoidea, Comatulida, Comatulidae. Gene Ontology annotation, biological process: mitochondrial fission. The transcript has 5 exons. Gene Ontology annotation, cellular component: mitochondrion. Bases 1798 to 2355 code for a protein of 185 amino acids. The record is from RefSeq and is a predicted model, not a curated record.
UUUAUAGGCAUAGACAUAUAUUCUCUGGAAGGGAAGUAGGCCCUAGUUAGUAUUGAUUAUCAUUUAGCAACUGAAUUUUCAGCAAGGUAGAUUGUAAGUUUAUACUUAAUAGUCACACAGGAAUUUUCAAUCGUAUUUUAGGUUGAAAUAGAGUAAUUUUUGUCAAGAUUUAAAUUGCAUACUUCUCAGCUUGCCAGGCCCCUUUUUUCGGAGAUGUAGGCCUAGCCCUACGGCGUGUCUUGAUGGAUCUUUGCUGUAUGGCCUAGCUAAUAAGAAUACAGGAAGUGAUCCCAAAGUACACACAUUCAGAAGCAAGGUUUCACAACAAGCUCUCACCUCUCCUGUCAACAGAAGAAAACAUUGGACUCUACCAUACAGCAAUGGCAUACCGACACAAAGAUAGAUAUACAUGCAAACAUUGCCUGCAAAAUUUUUCAGCAAAAACAAAUGUUUACCGGCACAUACGUAAUGUUCACUCUGAAGUACACAAUGAAGAAUCAAACAAGAUUCAAUGUGUGAAGUGUGAUUACAAAGGACGACGCUUGGAUCAACUGAUGGAACAUGUCAAAGACGUACAUCAAGUGAUACCGGGUAUUGUGAAACUCGAAUUCGAUAGCAAAUUAGAUUUCUUAUUCUGGAAAGGUGAACAAGAGAAAAUAACGAUGUCAGUUUAUGCGCAGAAAACUUCUGCAAAGACUGUCGGUAAAAACAAGCAUCUUUACUUCUAUUGUAAUAAAAGUGGAUACAUAGCAGAUAUUGAUGGACGUAAACGAAAGAAUCGUGUUGGUAGUGAAAUGAAGACAAAGACAUAUUGUAUUGCGUAUAUCAAAGCUAUAGUGCUACGGGAUGGAAGAGUGAAGGUUGAAUUUUGUCAGACACACUUUGGACAUGUGGCGGGAGAUUCGAUGCAGACAGAUGAAAAUCGACAAGAUAGUUCAGAUGAUGAAGAUUUGAAGAAAAAGAAAAAUAAAAAAGACUGACAUGAUGAACUGUUUGAGAAAAAACAAAUUAAAAUUAUAUUGAUGUUUUGAACAAAAUCCUAUCAUUCAGGAUUUCAUACCCUAGACAAUGAUAAUAAAUAAUAUUCCUAGCUUUCUUAUAGAUUAUGAGUGAAAAUAUUAAUAAAAGUUGUAGAUUAUUGAAUGAAAGUCAAAUGUAUUAGUUUCCUUAUUUUAUUUAAUUUACAUACAACAGCAAGUGGCCAAUACAAAAGCCACAAUAAUAGUAAGGUAUGUAAUGAUGGAGUUCUUCAAUUCUGAAAAAAAAAACAAACAAGUAAAUAAAAACGGCAAAACACCUAAUACAGCAUAUCAGGGAAAUAUUUUAAAAAUAUACCGUAAUGAAAUAAUAUUUUUGAUAAUGUCAUAAAUUUAUACUGUGUCAAUUCAAAAAUAAAAGUAUUCAAGAAGGAAAUGGAAGAAUAAUCUAAAAUGUUUUAGAUAAUAGGGAAGUUCAAGUUUUGAGAUUCUUUUUGAUGAAGACUGAAUUUGUGAACUGUUUAUUUACAUAAAUGGGUAAAUUGAACUGAGGGUUGUGUUGGUUAUAAACAGAAAAUGGAAUGUUGACCAUAUUAUUAUAUUUUAUUUUUAAGCGAAGGGACUGGCAGAAUGUGUUUAUCAGUGGAACGGAGUACACAGAAAAACAGAGUGUAAGACACUCAAAAAAAAAAUAAAAAAAUUUCGUGUAUGGCGGCCUACUUAUGACACAGUGAGUGACAAUGACAGUUGAAUCUUGGUGGUCUUGAUAAUACGUCUGGAUGAUAAGUCUAUUCGCACAUGCCAACAUGGUUGCGGUUGUAUGAUGGCGUGUGAAAAAUGUGAAGAACAAAAUUCUUCAAUAGAACAUAAAAACAACUCAGACGAAAGCGUUGAUUUAUUUCGGGACACAUACGUCAGAUACCUAGGUUAUGCAAAUGAGGUGGGUGAGGCCUUCCGGGCUUUGGUACCGGUUUCUGUUGUGCGGGCAAGUUAUCUGGUAGCCAGUGGCUAUGUAGUAGCAGACGCAGCUCACAAAGGGAAUCAAGCAAAAGAAAUGCAAUGGAAAACAGAAUCUGUUCGCACGAAGAAAAUUCUCCACGCCAUUGGAGAUACCAUCAUAUGGCAAGGAUUGGCAUCGGUUGCCAUUCCAGGUUUUACUAUCAAUCGUAUUUGUGCAAUAUCACAGCUGCUACUCAGGAAGACAACAACUUUACCUGCCCCCAUAAGAAAAUGGACAACAACGGCUGUAGGCUUAGGCAUGAUACCAAUCAUUAUUACACCAAUUGAUAGAUCUGUUGAUUAUUUUAUGAACAACUCAAUAAGAAAGUGGUACCACAUAGAAGAGGAGGAGGAGAAGAUUGUUCAUCAUACAAGAUAGAAUUUGUUGAUCUCUGCAGUGAAGUCAUAUAUUCAUCCAUAAAAAAAAAACAUGCAGUACAAGUAUAUCAACAUCCCUAAAAUAAAUAUCCCCUGCAUUUUACACCUAGUUUUCUACUACCUCCAGUAAUGAUGGUGGUAAAAAAAAAUCAGUAUUUUAAAAAUCAAUGUUUAAAUGCAAUUCUGAUAUCUGAAAAGCUGAUAAAAUAUGAAAUGCCAGCAUUAAAUAUCAAGCUUCAUACCAAAUUUAAACAAUGCAAACUUAUGUAACUAAUGAUUUUAUGAAUGCCUUGGUAAAUAUAUGGGGAGUGGGGAGGUGUGUAUGUAGAGGAUUCUUGUGUGAUUUUGUUGUUGUGUUUCAGACCGGCAUGUAGUAUUCUGAAAGAAUUGGAUUGCGAGUGAGUGAAAUAUUGUUAACACUUUAUAGGUACUACUACUACUUUAUAUUAAGUCUUAGAAAUGCACCUUGCACAUAUGGGUACUAAAUAUUGAUUGCUGUACCUUCAAAUCAAUUUGUUUCGAUUUCUUAUUGAAUUAAAGGAUGUUUCUAGUUUUUAAAUUUCUUGUUUUAUGAUUUAAAGUGUUUUAAUUGCAAUGUUGUUGCAUGUUUUGAAAAAAGUUAUAAAUUUUUUCAUAAUAAUAUUUAAUUUGAAUAUCAGUUUGGGUUUGAAAUAAAAAUGUUUGUUUAUACUAUGAUGGGUUUGUUGAAAUAAAAAAAAAAACAUUUCCACAAAGUGCAUACUGUACAAAGUAUUCUUUCUUUUUAUUUUCAAAUUUGUUUAUAUAUUUCUAGCAUAGUAGUCCAGCCAACAAAAAAUAGUAAUCAGUUACUGUCGUAUACUAUUGCAGUUAGCUACCAUUAGUGUCACAAUUGCUAUAUGGCGGUUUUCACAGCUUGUAUAGAUCUCUGGUUGUCUACUUUUUUAAAAUUGAGUUUGAUUGCUUUGCCACUUUGAUAUUUUCUCAGUUGAAAUUCAGACAGAAAUGGACCUCCAGUUAGGGGCUGAGAAUACUGGACAAUCAGCUUUAUCACAUUAGUCACUUCUGAAAUAUGACACUGCUGUAAAAUGGUAGUGGGCAUGUUGUGGAAAAUGAAGAAUUUACUCCAUAGCAACUAAUUUUUUAGAUUGUGCAUUGAAAAUUGAUUCACAUACACAUCUCAACAUAUUGUAGCUUAUUUCAAAAAUUGGAA